AUGGUUGUCAUCGGAGAUCAAUUCGUCGGAAAAAAUGAAAAUGUCGAUGGAUUUGCCAUCGGUAAACGUAAUACUGACGGUUUUGCUGAUGUUAAAUGGGCAGAUGCUGUUUUCAUAAAUCUGGGAUUUAUUUUGGUUAAAUCGUCUUACAACAAAACCAGAGAUGGUCGGCCGUAUCGAUAUUUGAGAUGUGAUCGGGGACGAAAGAGUAUGCCGAGAGAUUUUGAGAACACAAUUCAAAAGGACGCAAAAACCAAAGCUAAUGGUUGUCCUUUCUACAUCAAGAUAUAUUAUGAGUUCAUCACAGACAGUUGGAAGAUCCGGGUAAAAAAUGAUGCAACUGGGACCCAUAACCAUCCAAUGAUUGUGUAUAAGGAGGGUCAUCGUAAAAUUAGUGGCUUGAGCCCGGAUGCAAAGAAGGUUGUGCGUGAAAUGACAAAGUCUAAGGUUGCACCGCGUAACAUCAUGGCAACUAUUGCAGAGCAAUUUCCUGAUGAUCAGCCAAACAUCUGA
Chenopodium quinoa (quinoa) is the source of this 513-nucleotide messenger RNA. RefSeq lists its product as uncharacterized. The transcript has 2 exons. The record is from RefSeq and is a predicted model, not a curated record. Bases 1 to 513 code for a protein of 170 amino acids. NCBI's taxonomy places the organism in Eukaryota, Viridiplantae, Streptophyta, Magnoliopsida, Caryophyllales, Amaranthaceae.